CUCGGAAACGUUUCAUUCAAGCGUCGUCGCGCAAUGAGUACAAACGCGAGCUGGGAGUAAAAAUUUAGCUCGUCUGGCAAUAAAAUAUACAUUUUACUCUUUUAUCCUCAUUGCCCAUAAAAAAAACUGAGUUAUACCAGUAACGAGGUCUCAUCGGGGGAAUUUAUUAUCUUGUUUUUUGUAACAUCUGGAGUGAAGAGUGCUUUGACCAUUUGUUUUUAAAGAUGAGCGGGGAAUCGGACGCCAACAAGGAGUUUGUGGAGCAGCUGCGAAUGCAGGAGCUGUACGGGCAGAGAAAUGCAGACGGCUCGGAUCCGUACACCUACACUGAUCCAGUGGACGGGACAGUGUAUGACUGGGACCAUGAGAAAAAAGCCUGGUUCCCUAAGAUAACAGAGGACUUCAUCGCAGCCUACCAGGCGAACUAUGGCUUUACUGAGGAAGGAGAUCCAGGUGCAAAGAACGUGGCGCAGAGCGUCUCUGAGCCUGUGGCUCCUGAAUCGAAAAGCAAGCUGCCAGAAAAGGAGAAAUCAGUCAAUCCUGCCCCAAGCCCUGCCGCAGAGCAGCAAGAGAACUCUGCUAAAGAAGCCAAGCAGAAAGGGGAGAAAAGGAAAGCAGAGCCAGGAUGGUUUGAUAUCGAAGAGGACAAAAACACAAAUGUCUAUGUAUCAGGUCUGCCUCCCGAUAUCAGCCCUGAUGAGUUUGUCGAGCUGAUGUCCAAGUGCGGUAUCGUGAUGCGGGACCCCAUCACCGAAGAGUACAAAGUGAAACUCUACAAGGACAAAGACGGGAACCUGAAAGGCGAUGGCCUCUGCUGCUACCUUAAGAAAGAGUCGGUGGCUCUGGCUGUGCGUCUGAUUGAUGAGUCAGAGGUCAGAGGUUAUAAACUCCAUGUGGAAGCAGCUCGCUUUGAGCUAAAGGGCCAGUAUGAUGCCAGCAAGAAGAAGAAGAAAAGCAAAGACUACAAAAAGAAGAUGCACCAGCAACAGAAACAGCUGGACUGGAGGCCCGAGAAGCAAGGAGAACUCAGGAAGAGACAUGAAAAAGUUGUCAUCAUCAGAAACAUGUUUCAUCCCAGCGACUUUGAGGAAGACCCGCUGGUGCUGAAUGAGUAUCGUGAGGAUCUACGGACAGAGUGUGAGAAGUUUGGUGAAGUCAAGAAGGUCAUCCUGUUUGAUAGACAUCCGGACGGUGUUGCGUCAGUUGCGUUCAAGGAACCAGAGGAAGCCGAUGCUUGUAUUCUCUCAUUUAACGGCCGCUGGUUUGGAGGACGGCAGCUGUCUGCUCAGCUCUGGGACGGAACCACAGACUAUCAGGUUGAAGAGACGUCGCGUGAGCGCGAGGAGCGGCUCAAAGGCUGGUCUACGUUCUUGGAUGGAGCAGAUAAGGAAACGCAGAAAAACAGCGGCAGCAAACCAGCAGAGAGCAACACAGAACCCAGUGAGUCCACCAGUGCCACAGAACCCCAGCAAACAGAACCACAGUCCUCAGAGCAACAGGAGGAGCAAGUGAACUCUACUGAUAGCAGCCUGGCAGGAAGUGAUAAUGAGGACGUCUAGGCACUGACGUCUUCAUUUCCCAGGGACACACUGAGGUAGUCCUGCUCUGAAGGGAAGAGUGGCAACGUUUGUUGCUGAAGAAACUCUGAUAUGGACAGUUUUAGCUGUUUUGUAAUGUAGAAAAAUAAAAAGAAUAUUUUUCUGCCCUAUUUUCAUCAUUUCUGUUUCAUUGUAGAGAUUUUCUUUAAAUUUUAGUCUUGUUUGUAUAUAUUUGUGUUCCUAAAAUAUCAGUAACUAAAAUCUCACACCAGCUUAACAUCACCCUUGUGUUUGCAGUGAUGUGUGAUUCAAGCAAAAAGAAAACUGUAAGUGUUUGCGUACCUUCAGGACUUCUUGAAAAAUCUCAAAAGAACAUCACAGGAAUUCAUGAUCAUGCCAAAAACAUGGUUCUCAUUGUAUCGCCCCCACUUACACGAGUGAAGAUAUAAAGAGGGACUGUUAGCUUGGUGAGGAUUUAUCACAUACAGCACAUCUGGCCUGAAUUAAAGCUCUAACACAAAGCACACAUCUAAAUAAAUGCUUUGUUUGGUGUAAAACAGAAACAGAUCUGUGUUUUUUAUUUUAUUUUACAGAAGAAAUUUAAAAUCAGCACUUUAGCUGUUUUGAACAUCUGCAAAGCUUCAGAAAUGAACAUUGAUUAUUUAACAAAAUCACUGAAUAACUACAACUUUUCUCUCUUUUUGAGGCUAUUUAACCUGCAGGUGGCAUUACAUAAUUAGGAAGACAAAAGAUCUAGAAUAAUGUAGAUUAUUCUAGAUCUGUUUAUUAAACAGAUAAACACAGAUACGUGUUUAUCUGUUUAAUAAAGCGGAUUUGAUCAAAGUAGUGAUCAAAAGAAUGCUGAGUCUUUGGAGAUGAAAAGGACAAAGGAUUGAUUCAUGCUGUUGAACUGUAUCAUAAACUUCGGCUCAAGUCUCAGACAGCAGUUAAAAGCAACAAAACCAGCUCUAAAUUCUCUACAUGCAGGUCAUUUUUUGUGGAUUUUCUGAUUUUAAGUCAGAAUACAACCUUGUGUUUAAAAAUAAAGAAAAGGUUUUGGUUUUCUGUUUCUUUAUGAAUCAAAUCUGUUACUAAUGUGGUUGCAGGUCCUGAGUCGACUGAUUAAAGAAAACCUGCCUCACCA
This is a messenger RNA of Xiphophorus hellerii (green swordtail), 2682 nucleotides long. It is a transcript of the gene htatsf1, whose product is annotated as HIV-1 Tat specific factor 1. The record is from RefSeq and is a predicted model, not a curated record. Gene Ontology annotation, molecular function: RNA binding. Lineage: Eukaryota; Metazoa; Chordata; Actinopteri; Cyprinodontiformes; Poeciliidae. Gene Ontology annotation, biological process: mRNA splicing, via spliceosome. Bases 225 to 1559 code for a protein of 444 amino acids. Gene Ontology annotation, cellular component: U2-type spliceosomal complex; U2 snRNP. The transcript is spliced from 10 exons.